Messenger RNA from Carlito syrichta (Philippine tarsier), 1299 nucleotides. It is a transcript of the gene TRMT10A, whose product is annotated as tRNA methyltransferase 10A. Gene Ontology annotation, molecular function: tRNA binding. Gene Ontology annotation, biological process: tRNA N1-guanine methylation. The record is from RefSeq and is a predicted model, not a curated record. Gene Ontology annotation, cellular component: nucleoplasm; cytosol; nucleus. Bases 146 to 1159 code for a protein of 337 amino acids. NCBI's taxonomy places the organism in Eukaryota, Metazoa, Chordata, Mammalia, Primates, Tarsiidae. The transcript has 8 exons.
CGCCUUGCCUCUGGGAGUUGAAGUUUCUGAAGAAGGAUUCGUGGGCGGUAUCGACACCACUCCUGAAAGGCUUUCUGUGCGAGCUCUCCCGUUCCCUAUCAUCACCUCAGCUCGUUGCUUUUCAGUUUUUCAGAGGCACCAAAUAAUGUCAUCUGAAAUGUUGCCAGCAUUUAUUGAGACUUCUAUUGUUGAUAAAAAGCAAGACUUAAGUGAGGAUCAAGAAGCGAGCCAGAAGCCAAAGUUAGGGGUUGAGCCAAUAUCUAAACGACAAAUGAAAAAACUAAUAAGACAAAAACAGUGGGAAGAACAACGAGAACUCCGCAAACAAAAGCGGAAAGAAAAACGCAAGAGAAAAAAACUAGAGCGACAGUGUCAACUGGAAUCAAACUCAGACGGAAAUGACAGAAAACGUGUUCGGAGACAUGUUGUUCACAGUACCUUGCGCCUUAUCAUAGAUUGUAGUUUUGACGACUUGAUGGUAUUAAAGGACAUUAAGAAACUUCAUAGGCAGAUUCAACGAUGUUAUUCAGAAAACCGACGGGCACUGCAUCCUGUGCAGUUUUACUUGACAAGCCAUGGAGGCCAGCUGAAAAAGAACAUGGAUGAAAAUGACAAAGGAUGGGUCAACUGGAAGGAUAUCCACAUCAAACGAGAGCACUAUAGUGAACUCAUAAAAAAAGAAGACUUGAUUUAUCUUACAUCAGAUUCACCUAAUGUACUGAAGGAAUUAGAUGAAUCAAAGGCCUAUGUGAUUGGAGGAUUAGUAGAUCACAACCAUCACAAGGGAAUCACAUAUAAACAAGCAUCAGAUUAUGGAAUUGAUCAUGCACAGCUACCCCUUGGAAAUUUUGUAAAGAUGAAUAGUCGAAAAGUUUUGGCAGUUAAUCAUGUGUUUGAGAUCAUUCUGGAAUACCUGGAAACAAGAGACUGGCAAGAAGCAUUUUUUACUAUAUUGCCUCAAAGGAAAGGAGCGGUUCCCACAGAUAAAGCCUGUGAAAGUUCUUCUCAUGACAUAUUGUGUGUUGGGGUGGAUGGUGGUUUGGACAGUGAUUCCAGUGAGGAAGAAUAUAGCAGAAAUGAACUGACUUCAUCACAUGAAGAAGAAAAGCAGGAUAAGGAAAAUAACACUGAAUCUAUGGUGAACUCUCUACCACAUUAAUGUUAACUGCUUUCCUUUUAGUUUAACAAAAAUUAGGAGAAAGUGAGGUGCUAUAUAGAAUAUCGAAAUUGGAAGAAUAUUUUGUUUUCUCUUAUUUCUGUUUUGUGAAUUUUUAAAACUCCUUGUAGAGUUAAAUGAUA